AUGGAUACUCCAGCAAAUGAAAACGAAAAGAUUUGGAUGAAAGUGAAAUCAUCAUCUGGAAUUGAAGAAUUAGUUCCAAGAUUAGUUGAUGUUCAAUCAGCAAAAAAUUCAAAAAAUCGAUUAAAAUAUCGAUGUUGUUUAUUAUUUCUUCUCUUAUUACUUAUCGGAUUAAUUCUUUUAGCCAUUCUUCUUCCAAUUUAUCUUCUCAAACACAAAACAUCAAUUACCAUAAAUAAUUCAACAACAUCAUCAUCAUCAAUAACAACGGCAACACCACAAAUAACGUGUAUUUAUCCAAAUGUUUAUAAUAAUUUAACAAAAACUUGUGUGAAUAUUUUAAUUGAUUCGAAUAAUUGUGGUCAAAUCAAUAAUAAAUGUUCAUUGAAUAUGAGUUGUUCAGCUGGAAUAUGUGUUGAUGUACCUGGAAUUUUAUUAAAUAAUAGUAAAACUAUAUUUUCCUCAUCUGUAAAUGGUUCAGCUGAUGAUCAAAUGUUUAAUGUGACACUUCCAUGGCCUAUUACUAUUUAUAACAGAACAACAAACAUAGUUAUCGUUACAACGGAUGGAGUUCUUUGUUUGGAUGCGUGUUCAACAAUAUAUACGGAAACGAAUUUACCUUCGAAUGUUUUUCCAGGUGUAACGAUAUUUCCAUAUUGGGACGAUUUGUAUAUCUAUUCGAAUACAUCUCAAGGUAUUUAUUAUCAAUCCGAUGGAAAUAAUCCAAAUCGAUUAUUAACAUUUGAAUUUUAUAUGAGUCAUUAUCAAUUACCAAGAGAAUAUUAUCAUUUUCAAGUUUUAUUUUUUGAAAAUUCGUCAAAUAUUGUUCAAGUAAAAUAUUUUCAAGUAUCGGAUCGAGGUUCAACAUGUACAAUUGGAGUUCAAGCAUCAAUAAAAUAUUUUCAAGUAUCGGAUCGAGGUUCAACAUGUACAAUUGGAGUUCAAGCAUCAAGUACAGGUCCUUUUAUUUCAUAUUCUUAUGAUCAAGAAAAUUCCAUUGACCCAAAUACGUCAAUCAUUUUCAAUACAAAUCUUGGAACAUUUAAUAAAACUUCAUUCGAGUCAUAA
Molecule: messenger RNA, 1065 nt
Organism: Adineta ricciae
Lineage: Eukaryota; Metazoa; Rotifera; Eurotatoria; Adinetida; Adinetidae
Source: the annotation of a GenBank genome assembly